Molecule: messenger RNA, 790 nt
Organism: Papilio machaon (common yellow swallowtail)
Lineage: Eukaryota; Metazoa; Arthropoda; Insecta; Lepidoptera; Papilionidae
Product: calcium load-activated calcium channel
Exons: 5
Coding region: 192-743 (183 amino acids)
Biological process (GO): endoplasmic reticulum calcium ion homeostasis
Cellular component (GO): cytoplasm; endoplasmic reticulum membrane; endoplasmic reticulum
Molecular function (GO): calcium channel activity
Source: RefSeq, a predicted model, not a curated record
UUCUACCUAUAUCCUUUUUUCAUUUGAACCUUAAAUCAUUUCAUUCUAAAUAUUAAUUAGAUUACAUUAAAUUGCUUAUUUAAUAAUUUUUUUUUAAUUUACAUCUUGAAUAACAAUUUCCAAGGUGCCUAAUAGAGAAAAUUAAAAAUAUCGUAUUGAAAGGUGGAAUCGGACGUGUACCGAGUGAUAAAAUGUGGGGCGAUUCUUUAUUGAUCGUUUUUAUUUCAAUAUGCACAGCUUUUUUAGGAGAAGGUUUGACUUGGGUUUUGGUGUACAGAACUGAAAAAUAUCAAAAACUUAAAGUAGAAGUCGAACGCCAAAGUAAAAAAUUGGAGAAGCGUAAAGAAGCCCAUGGGGAUUCCCUUGAUAAACAACACAAAAAAAAGAUUGAGAGAGAGGAAGAAAGGUUAAAAAAUAACAACAGAGAUCUUUCAUUAGUUAAGAUGAAGUCAAUGUUUGCAAUUGGUUUUGCUUUCACUGCACUCUUGAGUAUGUUUAAUAGCAUUUUUGACGGCAGAGUUGUAGCCAAGUUGCCGUUUCAUCCUAUUUCUUGGAUACAAGGCCUGAGUCAUAGGAAUCUUCCUGGAGACAACUACACAGAUUGCUCCUUCAUCUUUUUAUACAUACUCUGUACUAUGAGCAUAAGGCAAAAUAUUCAAAAGCUCUUAGGAUUUGCUCCGUCAAGAGCUGCAUCUAAACAAGGUGGUGCAUUGUUUACCACACCACCCCCUCAAUUUAAGUAAAAAUCUAUUUAUUUUAUGUUGUUAUAAAUAUUAAUUAAAACUAGCAA